AUGCCAGGUCUAGAGCCAACUCCAGGGCUAGCGUCAACACUGGUGCCAGCCAUUGUUAAUGUAGUGUUGCAGAGAGAGACAGAGUGGGGCGAGUUCAGCUGUGGGGUAAUACAUGGACUACAAACCAAGUGUGUGGUCAGUCGACCACACACUAUCAAAUACCAUCUCCCUCCUGCACCUGCAUCUGCACAGCCGACCCUCUCAUCACCCGCAACUACUCCUCCAAGUGCCAGUCGCACACAAGCUCAAAAAGCUGACAUCAGAAGCAUCAAGGGGAAAGUCAGAACCCUGCUUUAUCGUACAAUGCUACAAAUGGAAGGCAUUUCAUGGACUUGGGGACAACAAAACAGGUAUAUCGACAGUGCAUUGCAGGACAUGAUAAUCAACACAAUUGGGGAUGUUGGGUAUGAGUUGUUUAAGCCACUUAAGCUUCAGGAAGAAACGGUCACCUCAAUGUCGCAAACACAAAGGUUUUUCAAGAUGUAUGUGUCCCAUAAUGUCCAAAGUGCUCUCGACCUUCGCCUCCCAGUCAUGGAGAAGGCAAAGGCAGUAAAACAGCUCCUCCUCCCCAGACUCAAAUUUCUGCACAAAAUUGAAAUGGAGGCCUCUAUCCUGAUGUUUGAUUUAGAGAAACUCAACUGCAUAUUUGUUAUCAUGGGGGCUGCGGUUAACAACAUUCUUAAGGUGUAUCACGAGGGCAUGUACAAAAAUGUUCAUGCAUUCACUGAUAAUUUCUACAAUCCUUACAGCACAGUGAUGACAUUGAUUGACGACAUUUGGAGUGAUGACGCGCUGAGGGAGUGGUUUGAACUUUUAUGCAAUCUUAUCAUCACGCUCAGACAAUCAGACAUGGGCAUGGAUUAG
This is a messenger RNA of Suillus clintonianus, 864 nucleotides long. RefSeq lists its product as uncharacterized. The transcript has 4 exons. NCBI's taxonomy places the organism in Eukaryota, Fungi, Basidiomycota, Agaricomycetes, Boletales, Suillaceae. The coding region runs from base 1 to 864 and encodes 287 amino acids. The record is from RefSeq and is a predicted model, not a curated record.